AUGUUGAUUUCUGAAGAGCUUAUGAAGUGCAGGAUAGAUGAUGCAGCUGGAAAGAACAGAAACGCGCUAAAGCCACGGACCCCUGCCAAGACCCAUGAACGCGCCGGACCGCAUCUGUCUCUUUCACACCAUCACAUCGUACAUCCGCAUGCCCGGCAAAGAGGAUGGCAUCCUAAAUACCACACCAAAAAUCGGUCCGGCUGCAAGACACAAGAACAGGAAGAGGCAAUUGAAUACACACUAUACUCUCUUUGCAACCUUUCUCACAUGAUUGUAGCCAAUAAAGCUGCGAGGGGACUCAAUAACAGUAGUCGAGAGCAUGCGCUGACAGAAGCUGGGCAUCAGAACUGCGGAGGGGCUCUGCGAAGCUCCCAUCCCUCUCCGUCUCUGACUUCGCGCAAGCGCCGGCACUCGUCAUCGUGGCCGUCACCUGCCAUAGCAGCUAACCACCCGUGGAAAAAGAGCAGGCCAUAUUACCUUCUGUCUCCGGCCUCUAUCAUCCUGCAGCCUGCUAGACAAUUCCCGCCUUCCACCUUGUCGACGAUGUGCGAUAAAUGCCCCUGCAUGCCUCCUUCUCCUCGAUUGCUUCAACAGCAUCUUACUACAGUAAGCUCUAUCAUUCACUCGCACGCUUUCCCGGCCCGCUCCGCUCGAGCUUCGGCUUUCAGCGUAGCCGUCUCAACUUUAAACUCAACUACCUGCUUUAUGCAAGCUCCUACUUCCAUCAAGCUACACUUCAGUAAAACGAAGCUCGAGUUGAAACCCGAAAUUAUCUGCGACACAACCAGCCAACCAUUUCGCCCUGGAACUGAAAGCCCCGCGCGUCCUCACCUUCGGGUUCAGGUCGACCCAAGCACUUCGGCCUUGAGAAAACCUCGAACACGCCUUCAAGUUGGUAUUACUGCAUCGACUUCCCCCAUAAUCAUUGCGAAGCUGAUCUUGUACAAGAACAUGGCCACCAUCAACUACGGAACCGACUACAAGCGCUUCAGUCGUUCGCGGUGCUUCAAGUUCAUCCGCCAGCGCGGCGGCACAAUUCCUUCGGGCAAGAAAGCCAAAAACGUCAAUCCGCGAAACAUCCUCCGACAGAUGGACCUGGAAGCGCGCUUCCCUUUCAUGGACCUGCCGCCCGAGAUGCGCAACGAAAUCUACACCGUUCUGCUCAGUCGCAACCCAAACGAAGGUCGCAAGGCCUUCCCAGAAAUCCUUCGCGUCUCGAAGCAGAUCUAUAAAGAAGCUCUUGGCAUUUUACGCGCUGAGAGCUUCUUCAGCAUGAUACUUGAGACGCAGAAGACGCUGGAGGAAGCAUGCCGAAUUUACGUGAGGGACUUCGAGAGCAUUGCGGAAAUCAUCAUUUCCCCAAAUAAUCACCUGGACCUGUACCACUACUCAAAUGGGCUCGGCAUACUACGCAAGAUCGAAAAGAUUCAGCUGGAUGCUGGCUUCUGCCUCGGGACGGCUAGAGAAAACGACUGGGCCAGCUUCGCGUAUUUCGUUGAUAUAAUCACCACCCACGCCGUCAACCUCAAGACGCUCGACGUCACUGCAGAUGAUCAGCGUGGACCUCUCAAGGUCUUCUCUAAGCUGCCAGAGACUGUCACCCUUGACAUUCGGGGCUUCGAUGACGAUGAAGUGUUCCAUGUAAAUGUUUCCAUGAUUUUUGCUGGCCGAGACUCUGCAAAGGCGAGAUACAUCGGGGCGCGAACGGAAGUUGAGAGGCUCCAAUCGAGCUGGCAACAAGGCUCAGGCGUUUGUUUGUGCAUGGGUAUCAACGUCAUCAUAGCGCAAGUCGUGCACACUUACUCUUCCGCCGCCAAAAUCACAUUCUUGGAAAAGCGCUUCAGGUUCCAGAUCUUCGAUUUCUUGGCAGUUGGCUGUCGGAAGCUUCGAACACUUCCGCCACGCCGCUGCCGGACGAGGCCGAACAUUGAAGGUACUGCACGUGAAUUAGAGUAG
Molecule: messenger RNA, 1956 nt
Organism: Pseudocercospora fijiensis CIRAD86
Lineage: Eukaryota; Fungi; Ascomycota; Dothideomycetes; Mycosphaerellales; Mycosphaerellaceae
Exons: 12
Coding region: 1-1956 (651 amino acids)
Source: RefSeq, a predicted model, not a curated record